CUCAGAUCACUUCUUGAUUGCCCUUCCUUUCUCGUUAAUACUCUCAUUUCUCUCUCUCUAUUCUGCAUCGCAUUCAUUUCAUCGAUGGCUAUGCCUUCAAACAGGUCUUCGUCUUCUUCUUUAGCAGCAGCAUCAAGCAGAUCAAACCCUAAUUUGAGAAACUCAGAAAUCAGUAACUCUGUCAGAAGGAGUUUCAGUGGAAACCCAUUCCAGAAACCUUCUAUCAUCGCAAACCCUCGUAGUUUCAACCCUUAUACUCCAGCCAAUAGUCCUUCAGAUUUCCCACGAAGAAACUCUAUUGGUGGCAGAGAAAGCAUAGGGUCGCUUGGUGACCUUGAUGACAAAGAAAAUGGGAAAGAACAUGUUCUCAAGUCGUCAAAGGUUCGAUCUCCAGCUGCUUCAACGAAGGGCAUGAAAAAUUUCAUGACUCCAACUAUAUCUGCUUCUUCUAAGAUCACAGAGUCUCCAAGAAAGAAAGUGCUCACGGACAGGAAUGAGCCAGCAAGAACUUCAUUUUCCUCCGCGGAAGGGAAAAGCCCCAGUCGAAAGGUUACUUUUGGAGAUUCUAUUGAUGAGAAAAAGUUCCAAAAUUUUUCUGAUGGGAUCAUCAAGGAAGAGACACAUAAGCAUAAAAGCCCCAUUCGCAAGGUAACAUUCGCAGAUUCUGUUGAAGAGAAGACGUUUCAGCCUUCGCCUGAUGAGGUCAGCGAAGAGGACAGGGAUGAACAUACAGCUUCCUUGGUUUCUGAAGAUUUGAUAGCCGAAGCCAAAAGCCCUAAUCCAAAUGUGGCAUUUGCAGAUUCUAUUGAAGAGAAAAAGUUUGAACCUUUUACUGAUGGGUUCAUCAAAGACGACGCAGAGGAACAUACGUCUUCCACUGUUUCUGAAGAUUUGAAAGCUGAAGGCUUGGAUUCACAUAAUGAAACAGAAUCAGCAUGCGAAGCUGUGACUAAUGAACCUGAUUGUGUUAAUCUUGAUCCAUCUUUUAGGCUUAGUCCUACCCCACCUCCAUUUUCUUCGACCUCUACAGUCAUAGCUCCUCUUGAUGCUGAUCCUCUUAUUCCUCCAUAUGAUCCUAAAGCUGACCCUUUGAUUCUUCCAUAUGAUCCUAAAGUGAAUUACCUUUCUCCAAGACCCCAGUUUCUCCGCUAUAAACCAAACCCAAGACUUCAGCUUUACAAAGAAAGGGAGUCUAUGAAGUUAGAUGACGGCUCUUCAGAUACAGAACUAACAGAGGAGGCAUUGUCUGGUGGGUCAGAGAAGGAAUCAGAAGUUUCUUCGGAUGAAAUAGCAAGUGAAGAUCAGAAUCAUGUUUCUGAAGCAAGUACUAUCAACAGCACACUCACGCCGGAGGACGAAAUUGCUGAAGCAAAGGAGUUGCUAAACCAGGUCUUUGAUCCAUUGCUUAAAGAACUCACCACUUGGUCUCGGACUUGUGAUUCCUCUGAAUUUUACCAGUUUGCAACUGCCAAUUUUGAUCGUUUUUCACAGUUAGCAAAAGAUAAUUUGGAUGGCUUAAGUCGAAAUUUUCAUAUCUGGUUUACCAAAUGGAUGUCCUCAACUUCAAAAUUGAUUUCAUCAUUUAGAGGAGUGCAAGAUUCUGGUCACUUGCAUUGGAACCUGACUGAUUUGACAGAAAAUACUGAGGUUUAUCAAUUUCCUACAUUUGUUCAAGAUGGAAAUCUAAUACGAGAAGCUCCGCAGGUGGAUAUUCCAGUAUUGAACGUUGAAAAGACUGAUGAUUUCACUGACACCUCUAGUGAUGAUGAUAUUGGAGAUAUUAUUAUGGCAGAUCAUUAUGCUUCAGCAUAUGAAGAACAAGUAGUUCAGGAACUGGAUCCAGUCCCUGACAAUGAUGCUGUCAAGGAGAUUGAUACUGAUGCAAGAGUUCAUGAAAUUCACACUGAAGUUGAAAAUGCCUCACCUGCUUCGGAAAUUGGAGCGGUUAGUGAACCCAGUCAGUCAGAAAGUAACACUGAUUAUCCAGAUUCAGAGGCUCAUGAAAUUCAUACUGAAGAUUUUGAAGCUAAUAAUUUACAAGCAAAGCAGACUCCAGAGAAGGAUGCUGAAACUGGCAGUGUAGACCUUAAAGAUCAGUCAGAUUUAAGCUCUGAAGUUUCUGAAACUGCUGAAAUGCAUACAGACAGCGAGCCCGCGUCUGAGAUUAAUACAGUGCAUCAAGAUGUGCAAUUGAAAUCAGAGGAAAAAUAUCUUGUACCAGUUAUUGUUGCCUCUAUCCUUCUCUUUCUAUCCAUAAUCGCAGGUGCAGCAUUCAAGUUCUUGAAGAAGAAAGAUGAAGGAAGAAGAAGAAUGGCUGCUACCAAUACCACUUCUAUGGAGCAACCUCCCAUGACUAAGGCAUUGCAAAAAGAGGAGACCUUUUCUUCGCUGGAAAGGCCAUUUCUGAGGAAUAGCCCUAUAGAAAUGGAGGUUCUUGGAGAGUCAUACCCUUCAGAAAUGAGCAGCUUUGAAAGGAGCUCAUCUCAUUAUUACAGCCAAAGGGUAGUGAGGGAGCAGAAUGAAGCCCAAAGCCUGGAGAAGAAGCCAAAGAGGAACUACAGGAGAGAAUCUCUCGCUUCUUCUGCAGACUCCAUGGGCGGUUCUGCAUCCUAUGGAAGCUUCACCACUUACGAAAAAAUCCCAAAGCCUGGACAUGGAGAUGGAGGGAGUGUGACGACUGUGACUCCUGUGAGGCGUUCAAGCAGGAUUAGGAGCUUAGCCAAUUCGCCUUUGUGAAGAUGAAGAUGAUGCCCCCAGCAAUUUAACAUUGUGAAUGAUGUUAAUUAGUGUGGUGUGCUGCUAGGUUAUGAUUUGUUUAAGCAGAAGAAGCUCUUAUCUUCUGAACCGAAUCGUUGUAUGUGAAUGACUGGUGGAUUAUUAUGAUUAUCAUUAUUAUUACUCUUCA
Molecule: messenger RNA, 2905 nt
Organism: Neltuma alba
Lineage: Eukaryota; Viridiplantae; Streptophyta; Magnoliopsida; Fabales; Fabaceae
Exons: 5
Coding region: 85-2736 (883 amino acids)
Source: RefSeq, a predicted model, not a curated record